Messenger RNA from Acanthisitta chloris (rifleman), 809 nucleotides. It is a transcript of the gene TVP23B, whose product is annotated as trans-golgi network vesicle protein 23 homolog B (S. cerevisiae). The coding region runs from base 188 to 619 and encodes 143 amino acids. The record is from RefSeq and is a predicted model, not a curated record. Gene Ontology annotation, cellular component: Golgi membrane. Gene Ontology annotation, biological process: protein secretion; vesicle-mediated transport. Lineage: Eukaryota; Metazoa; Chordata; Aves; Passeriformes; Acanthisittidae. The transcript is spliced from 6 exons.
ACUUCAGGACAGCAGUGAUGACAUUGAAGAUGUGUCUCUAUUUGAUGCAGAUGAUGAUUUAUCCAGGAGAUCAAAGAAGUCAAAAAUAAGGCACCCAGUGGCAUCAUUUUUCCACCUGUUCUUCCGAGUCAGUGCGAUAGUUGUCUAUCUGCUCUGUGAGCUCUUAACCAGCAGCUUUAUUGCCUGCAUGGUGACCAUUAUCCUCCUCUUGUCCUGUGACUUUUGGGCUGUAAAGAAUGUCACAGGGAGACUCAUGGUUGGCCUUCGCUGGUGGAACCAGGUGGAUGAUGAUGGGAGGAGUCACUGGGUGUUUGAAGCCAGGAAGGUGUCAGCACAAGGAAGUAAAACCUCAUCUGAAGCAGAGUCCCGAAUUUUCUGGCUAGGCCUCAUUACCUGUCCUAUGAUCUGGGUGAUAUUUGCCUUCAGUGCUCUCUUCUCUUUCAAAGUGAAGUGGUUGGCAGUGGUGGUGAUGGGGGUGGUGCUUCAGGGAGCCAACCUGUAUGGCUACAUCAGGUGUAAAGUUGGCAGUAGAAAGAACCUGACAAGCAUGGCCACCAACUACCUUGGAAAGCAGUUCCUGCGCCAGACUGUGGCUACAGAGGACCAAACAGCAUCUUGAGUGUGGUGGCAGCCUCAGGCCAGAUUGGAUUCACAGCAGUGAACAACAGAGAUAGUUGCUCUGACCAUGAAUUUUGGGAGCUGCACACUAGGUGUGAAUCAAGAGUAAAUAAACUGGGCAAGACUUGAGAUUGACACUCCUGACAACUUCGAUUCAAUUUUCCACUAGCAGUUUGUGUUUAGGUCCUUUC